This is a messenger RNA of Epinephelus moara (kelp grouper), 2347 nucleotides long. RefSeq lists its product as uncharacterized. Bases 100 to 2316 code for a protein of 738 amino acids. The transcript has 13 exons. NCBI's taxonomy places the organism in Eukaryota, Metazoa, Chordata, Actinopteri, Perciformes, Serranidae. The record is from RefSeq and is a predicted model, not a curated record.
UGCUUCCAGGGUGUCCAAGAGCCCAACAGCAUCCAGCAGCACAGAGGUGGCAUCAUUUAUAGGUGGAUACAGACUGAUUGCUGGUUGAAGAGUUAUGCAAUGUGCAGGAUGAUGACUCCAGCUGUGGUCUUUGUCUUGUUGGCUGUUUUAGGACAGACAAGUGGCCAGUGUGCUUCUAAUAUUGCUCGAGGUGGACAAGUGACUCAGUCCUCCGUGUUGGAUGGUGGGGUCCCUGAAAGGGCCAUUGAUGGAAAUCAGGCAAGCGUCUGGAAAAAAGGGUCCUGCACCCAAACAAACUGCCAGACAAAUCCAUGGUGGAGACUGGACCUCCUGAGAACAUAUAAGAUUAACACUGUCACCAUCACCAACAGAAAAGAUUGUUGUCACAAUAGGCUUAAUGGUGCUGAGAUCCAAAUCGGAAACUCCCUCAAUGACAAUGGCAAUGCUAAUCCCAGGUGUGCUGUUAUCCAUUCUAUCCCAGCUGGGACCUCCAAAACUUUUGUGUGUAAUGGAAUGGAGGGCCAGUAUGUGAACAUUGUGAUUCCUGGAAAAUAUAAGUAUCUGACACUGUGUGAGGUGGAAGUCACUGGUCAGCUUGCAGCUUCUAAUAUUGCUCAAUUUGGACAAGUGACUCAGUCCUCCGUGUGGAGUGGUGGGGUCGCUGAAAGGGCCAUUGAUGGAAAUCGGGCAAGCGUCUGGAAAAAAGGGUCCUGCACCCAAACAAACUGCCAGACAAAUCCAUGGUGGAGACUGGACCUCCUGAGAACAUAUAAGAUUAACACUGUCACCAUCACCAACAGAGGAGAUUGUUGCCACAAUAGGCUCAAUGGUGCUGAGAUCCACAUUGGAAACUCCCUCAGUGACAAUGGCAAUGCUAAUCCCAGGUGUGCUGUUAUCCAUUCUAUCCCAGCUGGGAUCUCCAAAACUUUUGUGUGUAAUGGAAUGGAGGGCCAGUAUGUGAACAUUGUGAUUCCUGGAAGAAGAAAGUAUCUGACACUGUGUGAGGUGGAAGUCACUGGUCAGCUUCCAGCUUCUAAUAUUGCUCAAUUUGGACGAGUGACUCAGUCCUCCGUGUUGAGUGGUGGGGUCCCUGAAAGGGCCAUUGAUGGAAAUCGGGCAAGCUUCUGGAAUCAAGGGUCCUGUACCUACACAACCUGUCAAAGAAAACCAUGGUGGAGACUGGACCUCCUGAGAACAUAUAAGAUUAACACUGUCACCAUCACCAACAGAAAAGAUUGUUGUCACAAUAGGCUCAAUGGUGCUGAGAUCCGCAUUGGAAACUCCCUCAUUGACAAUGGCAAUGCUAAUCCCAGGUGUGCUGUUAUCCAGUCUAUCCCAGCUGGGGCCUCCACAACUUUUGUGUGUAAUGGAAUGCAGGGCCAGUAUGUAAACAUCGUGAUUCCUGGAAGAACACAAUACCUGACACUGUGUGAGGUGGAAGUCACUGGUCAGCUUGCAGGUUCUAAUAUUGCUCAAUUAGGAAGAGUGACUCAGUCCUCCGUGCUGGAUGGUGGGGUCCCUGAAAGGGCCAUUGAUGGAAGUCGGGCAAGCAUCUGGAAUCAAGGGUCCUGUACCCGCACACUCUAUCGAAGAAAGCCAUGGUGGAGACUGGACCUCCUGAGGACAUAUAAGAUUAACACUGUCACCAUCACCAACAGAGGAGAUUGUUGCCACAAUAGGCUCAAUGGUGCUGAGAUCCACAUUGGAAACUCCCUCAGUGACAAUGGCAAUGCUAAUCCCAGGUGUGCUGUUAUCCAUUCUAUCCCAGCUGGGACCUCCAAAACUUUUGUGUGUAAUGACAUGGAGGGUCAGUAUGUGAACAUUGUGAUUCCUGGAAGAAAGGAAUAUCUGUCACUGUGUGAGGUGGAAGUCACUGGUCAGCUUCCAGUUUCUAAUAUUGCUCAGUUUGGACGAGUGACUCAGUCCUCCGUGUUGAGUGGUGGGGUCGCUGAAAGGGCCAUUGAUGGAAGUCGGGCAAGCUACUGGAAUCAAGGGUCCUGUACCUACACAAACUGUCAAAGAAAACCAUGGUGGAGACUGGACCUCCUGAGGACAUAUAAGAUUAACACUGUCACCAUCACCAACAGAAAAGAUUGUUGUUACAAUAGGCUCAAUGGUGCUGAGAUCCACAUUGGAAACUCCCUCAAUGACAAUGGCAAUGCUAAUCCCAGGUGUGCUGUUAUCCAUUCUAUCCCAGCUGGGGCCUCACAAACUUUUGUGUGUAAUGGAAUGGAGGGCCAGUAUGUGAACAUUGUGAUUCCUGGAAGAACACAAUACCUGACACUGUGUGAGGUGGAAGUCACCAGGACAGAAUGAGAUGAUUGCAAUGAAUAUGUCUGCACCUGAG